This is a messenger RNA of Chaetomium globosum CBS 148.51, 2397 nucleotides long. RefSeq lists its product as uncharacterized. Gene Ontology annotation, cellular component: membrane. The record is from RefSeq and is a predicted model, not a curated record. Gene Ontology annotation, molecular function: secondary active sulfate transmembrane transporter activity. Gene Ontology annotation, biological process: transmembrane transport. Bases 1 to 2397 code for a protein of 798 amino acids. NCBI's taxonomy places the organism in Eukaryota, Fungi, Ascomycota, Sordariomycetes, Sordariales, Chaetomiaceae. The transcript has 5 exons.
AUGGCUCCGGAUACCCGCACCGACCGCGUCAAGAGGUUCUUCGGGAUCGACCCCGCCCUGGCUGUUGACGACUCGGCUUUCCACGCUGACGAUUCCUACGUCGAGGAGGAACCGAGUGUCGCCGAUGCCUUGCUCUACCUGUUCCCGACAAUACCUGGAACCGUCGCAUAUCUCAAGGAGCUGUUCCCAUUCGUCGGGUGGAUCUUCCACUAUAACCUAACAUGGCUACUGGGUGAUUUCAUCGCCGGCGUCACGGUGGGCUUCGUCGUCGUGCCGCAGGGUAUGGCCUACGCCAAGCUCGCAAACUUGCCUCCCGAGUUUGGUCUUUACACGUCUUUCGUCGGUUUCAUUCUGUACUGGGCCUUCGCGACGUCUAAGGACAUUACCAUUGGCGCGGUGGCUGUCAUGUCCACCAUUGUUGGGAAUAUCGUCAUCAACGUGCAAAGUUCACACCCAGACCUCGCCGCCGAGACCAUCGCCCGAAGUCUUGCCCUCAUCUCCGGUAUCGUCCUCUUGUUCUUGGGUUUGAUCAGGUUCGGCUUCCUCGUCGAGUUUAUCUCAUUAGUCGCUAUCGGCUCUUUCAUGACGGGCUCAGCCAUCAGCAUCGCCUCGGGCCAGGUCCCCGGCCUAUUGGGUAUCUCCGAUGUCAACACGCGCCAGCCAACCUACCUCGUCAUUAUCGACACCCUUAAGGGUUUGCCUAGGACUAAAUUGGACGCUGCCAUGGGGCUGUCUGCUUUGUUCGGCCUCUACUUUAUCCGUUGGUUUUGUAAUUACAUGGGUAGGAAAAACCCCCGCCGCCAAAAGAUGUGGUUUUUUCUCUCAACCCUACGCAUGGCCUUUAUCGUUAUCCUUUAUAUCCUUGUCAGUUGGUUAGCCAACCGUACGGUCACCGACCCGAAAAAGGCCAAAUUCAAGAUCCUCGGACCAGUCCCGAGUGGCUUCCAACACGUCGGUGCCCCUGAACUCAACAUCGAAAUUCUACAGGCUCUCGGCCCUGACAUUCCGAUGACCAUCUUGGUUCUUCUGAUUGAACAUAUAUCCAUCUCCAAGUCGUUUGGCCGCGUCAACAACUACAUUAUCAACCCCUCUCAAGAGCUUGUUGCUAUCGGCUUCACCAACGUUUUUGGUCCCUUCCUCGGCGGAUAUCCCGCUACCGGGUCCUUCUCACGGACAGCUAUCAAGUCGAAAGCCGGGGUCAGGACCCCUCUCGCCGGCAUUUUUACCGCCAUCAUUGUCCUCUUGGCUCUAUACGCAUUGACAUCCGUCUUCUUCUACAUCCCAUCUGCCGGGCUCUGCGCCAUCAUCAUCCAUGCGGUUGGCGACCUUAUCUCUCCCCCAAGGGAAGUCUACCAGUACUGGCAAACCUCCCCACUCGAAUUUGUCAUCUUCUUCGCAGGUGUUUUCGUGUCCAUUUUCACUUCAAUUGAGAAUGGUAUCUACGUCACCGUCGGCGCAUCGGCCGCCGUCUUACUCUUCCGCAUCGCAAAAAGCCCCGGUCGGUUCCUCGGCAAGGUGAAUGUGCAAACCGUCACGCGGGACAGCGUCCGGGGCGGUGCCGCUUAUACUGGGGAGAGUGCUGUUGAGAGAGGCCACACCGCCUUCCUCGAUAUCAAUCGAAAUGACGUGUCGAACCCGGAAAUUAACAUGAAAUCCCCUUACCCCGGAGUGUUCGUCUACCGUUUUGGUGAGGGCCUGAACUACAUCAACUCUGCUCGGCACCUUGAUCACCUCACCAUCUAUAUCUUCAAGCAUACGCGCCGCACCCAGCUUAACAAGUACGACAAAAUUGGCGACCGCCCGUGGAACGACCCCGGCCCCCGUCGCGGACAAGCCACCGAUACUGAAGAGAUUGCCGCACGCCCCACCCUACGCGCCGUCAUUCUCGAUUUCACUGGCGUCAACGCCCUCGACGUGACCGCAGCCCAGGCGCUCAUCGACCUACGUAACCAGUUCAACCGCUACGCCGCCCCAGACCAUGUCGAGUGGCAUUUUGCGGGUGUCUCCAACCGCUGGACCAAGCGCGCGCUCGUCGCGAGCGGGUUCGGCACCGACAGCAGGCGCAACCGUGUCAUUGUCGGUUCCGCGCCCUCAAGUGACGACAAGAGUGAACUGGAGCCGCUGAUUGGUGCUGCCGAAACUGGUGGUGACUGGUCGAGAGCCGGUGGGAGCCUAAAGGGGGCUGAGACCAGCUCCAAGGCGAGAGAAGUCGACAUCGAGGCUGCUGGCGCCGAUGCCGAGGUGUCUCGUGUUUCGUCGAAGAAUGUUGGUGGGAGGAGGCUGGUGCCGAUCUAUGGGGUGAACAGGCCAUUUUUCCACAUCGAUAUCGAGACAGCGGUAGCGAGCACGGUUCAAAACCUGCAGGGGAGGGGGUCGGAGUGGAGCGGGCGGGAAUAG